Molecule: messenger RNA, 2390 nt
Organism: Mizuhopecten yessoensis (Yesso scallop)
Lineage: Eukaryota; Metazoa; Mollusca; Bivalvia; Pectinida; Pectinidae
Exons: 6
Source: RefSeq, a predicted model, not a curated record
UUUAGAGGGAGAGUCUGUAAGCCCGUGAUCAGGUUCAACACAUCCCGACGUUAUUCGAGCUCGCAGUUCAAUUAAUUGUCAGAAGUCCAGAAGAACUCUUCACUUAACAUAAAACACAUCGGGGAUGUUGAGUAUCUGUCAGAGAAGAUCCAUCGUUCGUCCUCCAAUGAUCAAGCAUAAAUUUUGAAAACGAAAUUUUGUUUUGCACUGUAGUAAAUAAUGGCAAGCAGCCAACCAGAUGACAAAGGUGCUAGGCCCAAGACCAAUUUGCAGUCAAAUAGUGGGCACCAGAAGAACAAGAAUGAACGAGGAAGAGCCAAGCAUGAUAAUCAAUCUGGGUCAGAUGUAGAGAAAGAUUCUGUACCAAACAGUGUACAAGGGAAUGCACCACCAGGAUUUCACCAACCACCAUACCUUGUUGAUGUGGCUGUUAUUUAUGCCAAGGAGGAUUAUGAUCAGGUGGAAGAUAAGUUUGUUCCAUGGUUGAAACGAAUGGCCUGGAAAACUAACCUUGUGGAUGCAAGGAUACAUCUGUACGAUGAUCCUAAAGUUAGCUCAGAAGCUAAUGUUUUCAGUCAAACAAAGAAUGUGACCGCAAAAUGCAUGAAAAUAUUUGUUUUUAUCACUGAUAAUUUGAUGGAGGAUAAAAUUCUUAAAGGCGUAGUAGACGAAAUGACUUUCCUGACAAGGUUCAUAACAGAAGAUGAAGCCAAGCAGCACAUUUCCAAGAUAAGUGAAAAACUACAUCCAGUAUGUGCAAAAUAUCUUUCGGAAUGUGUUCAACGUCAAAAGGAAAAUGCUCUUAUUCCUGUUCAAACAAAAGAUAAGAAAAUCAAUUUCUUUGGACUGAUAUCGAUUCGUCCAAUUCUAUAUUAUGAUCUGGAGAAGAACUCUAGAGUAAAAGAAAAGAUAGCACAAAAUUGUAUCCAGGGAGCUAUGGAAGACAGGACAAAGCUGCAGCAGUACUUCACUAACACUGAAAACAGGGACUGGUCUUCGUGUGAGCAUCCAGAUUCUUCUUCUUGGAAAAACAACAACAAUGUGCCAAUUUUGGAUCAAGAAAAAGAAAAGAAGACAGAGAACAAUGUCAGCAGAACAGCCAACACUGACUUCAUUUCAGAGUCAUCAAACACUGUGGAAGGCAAUGGACAAGAGAGUUCAGUAGAACCUCGUUUGGAGGGUGAUGAAGGAGCUAGUGAGUCUGGAAACAGCCAAGAUGAAGGUUUAGGAUCAGAACACAUUCAUCAGUCUCAGGUUCCUACAUCAACGGAGAAUUCCACACUGGAGACGUCUGAGGAAACCAAAGUAUCAGUACAUGGUGAUCCAGCUGCUACACCUGCUACGUCCAAUGGGGACGACACUCCUGAAACUGACUUAGAGGAAGAUCAGUUGGAAUCUGGAAGGGCCGAUAACACAGAAAUCAAAACAGUCUGUGCAUUAACAGAGUCUGGAUAUGACUCUUUGUCUGGGGAGGAGCAGCUACAACAAAAGGGUGAAUCUAAGCCAGUAAAAGACCCAGGAGAGACAAGUCUUGACAACACAGGGCUAGUGAAUGACUCUGGGGAUGCAGCACUUGGGAAAGACUUGGGCGACGCAAAUCUUAAAUCUUCAAAAGAAGAGAGCAUGCUUAGUACUGAUGCACAAAAGGAAGAGAGAGAGUCUCAUUUGUAUAGUACACAGUGGAAGAGUAGCAUAGAAGAUCAAGGUGAGGUCCUUGAACCUACACUUACUUACAGUAAAAGGCCUGAGCCAUUUUCUAAAGAUUUAAUGGCGGGCAAUGUCUUUCAAAAAGACUCUGACAGAAGAUGUCCAGCUGGAAGUGACGUCUCAGGUGCAAAACAUUACAACAUAGCUUCCAAUAAAGACAUUCCAGAACAAGCCAUUGCUAUUCACAACGAAAUGGUAAAUUAUCUUGGUGAACGUAUUUAUGGGGAUGACCUAAUCAAACUUAAGGAGCUCUUCAGAAAUAUCCCACUUACCCCUGCCGCCAUGGAAAAAAUCCAUGAUAUACGUGACCUAUUUAAGCAUCUUAUAGUCAAUGAGAUAAUAAGUUAUGGCAGCUAUACAGAAUUUGUAUCAAACCUUAGGCAGAUCAAUCCAUUGAUGGCAACAUAUAUGGAGAAAAAAGGAAAAGAAAUUCAAGAAAUCAUCACUUGUGGUGACUUAUCAAGCUUUAAAGUUAACAGAUCAUGGCAGUCAGAAGCUGAAGAUGUCCAAGGCCCCCCCCUCAGUGAUGAUUUGCAGCCUUUUGUUAUAGGACCACAGCCAGCUGUAAGCUCACUGCAGACAACUUCUUUAUUUGCUUCAAUACUAAGUGUUAAACAACAGUUUCAUCUACAUUCGGGGACUCUGAGGACUAAUCCUCUAGGCAUGAUGACUCAUUGCUCCAU